This is a messenger RNA of Branchiostoma floridae (Florida lancelet), 1599 nucleotides long. RefSeq names its product hydroxymethylglutaryl-CoA lyase, mitochondrial-like. Gene Ontology annotation, biological process: L-leucine catabolic process; ketone body biosynthetic process. Bases 47 to 1039 code for a protein of 330 amino acids. The transcript is spliced from 9 exons. Gene Ontology annotation, molecular function: hydroxymethylglutaryl-CoA lyase activity. Lineage: Eukaryota; Metazoa; Chordata; Leptocardii; Amphioxiformes; Branchiostomatidae. The record is from RefSeq and is a predicted model, not a curated record.
AAAACUUUCUGCAACUCUGUACACCCCUAUAUCCUUUGUGAUAUUGAUGUUGGUAUUGUCCAAGAUGGCUCCUGUCCCGACUAGAGUUUUGUUGCGAAUGGUCCAGAAUUUCGGAAGAAAAUACACCACAAAUGUCAACACCAGACUUCCAGAGUAUGUGAAAAUUGUUGAAGUUGGACCAAGGGACGGCUUACAGAAUGAGAAGGAGAUUGUGCCCACAUCUGUGAAGGUAGACCUGAUCAACAGACUGUCUGAGACGGGACUUCCCGUGAUCGAGGCCACCAGCUUCGUGUCCCCCAAGUGGGUUCCACAGAUGGGGGACCACACGGACGUGAUGAGGGACAUCAGGAGACACCCCGGGGUGAACUAUCCCGUCCUCACACCCAACCUCAAGGGCUUCCAGUCCGCUAUUGCAGUAGGUGCUAAAGAAGUGGCCAUAUUUGGGGCAGCCUCAGAGUCCUUUUCAAAAAAAAAUAUCAACUGUAGCAUUGAAGAGAGUUUGAAAAGAUUUGAUGAAGUCAUGAAAGCAGCGAGAGAAGCCAACAUUCCCGUCCGAGCGUAUGUGUCCUGUGUGUUGGGAUGUCCUUAUGAAGGGAAGAUAGCACCAGCGGCAGUAGCCGAGGUUGCGAGUAAGAUGUAUGCCAUGGGUUGUUACGAGAUUUCCCUGGGGGACACCAUCGGGGUGGGGACGCCCGGCGGGAUGCAGGACAUGCUGCGGGCUGUGACGAAGGAGGUGCCUGUCGACGCGCUCGCCGUUCACUGUCACGACACGUACGGACAGGCACUCGCCAACAUACUCACCGCGCUACAGAUGGGGGUGAGCGUGGUGGACUCCUCUGUAGCUGGUCUCGGGGGAUGUCCGUACGCGAAGGGAGCAUCAGGCAACGUGGCAACCGAAGAUGUCGUCUACAUGCUACAUGGGCUAGGGAUCAAAACGGGAGUGGACCUGGACAAGCUGACCAGUGUGGGGAGUUUCAUCUCAGCUGCUCUCGGCAGGAGAACUAGCUCGAAAGUGGCUCAAGCCAUGAGCAAACUGUAGCCAUGGUAACCAGCCACACCCUUACCAUGGCAACCAACAUCAUCCUCAUUAUGGCAACCAGCCACAUCCUCAUCAUGCGGACUUCCUCCAUGGAAAUGAGAGAAAUGAUCUAUUCAAUGUACACUAAGGGGUUGUUGCAAGAAAAAUAAGAUGAAGAAGAUCAACAGUGAAUCAUUCUUAUCCAUGAAAAUUUUUAAAUGAAAUAUGAAGCUUCAAGAUAGUGUUCAAUACAUCUUGCCCGUGUCAUUUUGUUUUCUUUGACAAAUAUACGUACAAGAGAACUCAUAAGACGUGAUGCUAACAUAUGAAUAUGUUGCUUUGUGUUUUUUUUCAGUCUGUUGACAUCUUUUUCUUUACAUGAACUGUGAAUCCGGCUUUAUCAUUUAUUGAUCAUAACAUGACCACUAUAUUUGCCUGUUGUACCUUCAGCCAAUAGUUGUUGAUAUAGAUAGAAAGAAGUAGGUAAUAAAUAUGUGGUCAUGGUGCCAGUUUAUUUAUGUUUCAAACACUCACAAUAAAUCAUGAUUGAAAUGCUUGUGAAUUACACACAAACACAGAUA